Messenger RNA from Mercurialis annua (annual mercury), 1021 nucleotides. RefSeq names its product probable receptor-like protein kinase At1g49730. The transcript has 7 exons. Gene Ontology annotation, cellular component: plasma membrane. NCBI's taxonomy places the organism in Eukaryota, Viridiplantae, Streptophyta, Magnoliopsida, Malpighiales, Euphorbiaceae. Bases 76 to 966 code for a protein of 296 amino acids. Gene Ontology annotation, molecular function: protein tyrosine kinase activity; ATP binding. The record is from RefSeq and is a predicted model, not a curated record. Gene Ontology annotation, biological process: protein phosphorylation.
UCAACUUAAUUCAAUAAUAAAGUAGUAGUAUAUAAAAACAAAAAAAAUAAGCAAUUAGAAUAUUUGUUUGGUAGGAUGGAUCCCUUGAUCCGCAAGAUUAGACCUCAUCUUCUUGCUUGGCUUCGUCGAUCUCGUUCUGGCCAAAUAUCGUUUAUCAGGCGUUUCUCGUAUCAGGAUGUAAGGAAGGCAACUGAUGGAUUUCGGAGGAUACUGUACAGUGAUUCUGAUGGCACUGCUUUUAAGGCCAAAUUUCAAGAUGGUGCCAUUGCUUUUGUCAAGGAAAUAAAACACAUUUCUCAACAUAAACAUAUUUUCUAUAGGGAAGCACAACUAUUGGGGCGCUUGAAUCACCGUCAUCUUCUCGCCCUCAAAGGCUUUUCCGUUGGACGUAAGAGAUUGCUAAUUUUUGACAAUAUAGAAAAUGGAAGCUUGAAGGAGCAUCUCAACGAUCCUCUCAAGACUCCAUUGAAUUGGAAGACUAGGUUACGGAUAGCAACCGGGGUAGCAGCUGCAUUGGAAUAUUUGCUUAUCUUUAGUAACCCGCCAAUGUAUCAUGUGUCCAUCAGCUCCAGUAAUAUCAUGCUAGAUGAAAACUUCACUGCAAAGCUCUCCAACAUUGGUUUUGUCAGUUCGGUUGAAAAUGUGACAACACCAACACCCCAUGCCUCCUGCACAACAGAUUGUAUGGCUCAAAGUUGUGGGAAGUUAAUAUAUGAGCUUGGUGUGCUAAUUUUGGAGUUAGUGACUGGUCAAUCAUCGGAGAAAGGAAGCGCAGAUCUAGUCCAGUGGGUCCGAGGAUCUUGCUUUCGAAGUUCCAUGUUGCGGAUGAUAGACCCGGAUCUUGGAAACAGUUACGACUCUAGAGAGCUUCAAAAGCUAUUAGCUGUAGCCAGAUUGUGUAUAAAUUCUGGAAAUUACCCCAAAUUUUCCAUUCUUCAGGUAUUUAGAUAUCUGCAGAAAAGCUAGACUUCCAUGUCACUACUACUAGAGUUUGCACAUAUGAAAUUCUUUUAACUCUUCA